UCAAGCAUAUUGUAAUUACGACCUAACCACACUGUCUCUAGUCUGCCGGCUACCAUGGCUACCAUUGCCGAAAAGGUCACCGUCCUUGAGGAUCUCCGCAGAGCGCAGCGUGCGAAUGGCCCGGCCGCCGUGCUGGCCAUCGGCACGGCAACCCCGGCAAACUGCGUGCUACAAGACCAGUUCCCCGACUGGUACUUCCGUGUCACCCGUAGCGACCACCUCACGAAGCUCAAAGCCAAGAUGACGAGAAUAUGUAACAAAUCAGGCAUCAAGAAGCGCUAUUUCCACCACACGGAGGAGACGAUCAGCAGGCACCCGGAGUUCCUAGACCGCGCGCUGCCGUCGCUCGGCGCGAGGCUGCGAACCACCGCGGACGCCGUGGCAGAGCUGGCCGCGGCGGCGGCGGGAGCAGCGAUCGCGGAGUGGGGCCGCCCAGCGGCCGACAUCACGCACCUCGUCGUCGCCACCAACUCCGGCGCCGACGAGCCGGGCGCGGACCUCCGACUCGCUUUGCUACUAGGACUCCGUCCGACCGUGCGCCGCACCCUGCUCUACCUGCACGGCUGCUCGGCGGGGCUCGUCGCGAUCCGCGUCGCCAGGGACAUCGCCGAGAACAACCGCGGCGCCCGCGUGCUCGUGGCCUGCGCCCACACCGUGCUCCUCACCUUCGGCGCGCCGGACGAGGCCCGCCUCGACGCGCUCGUCACCUCGGCGCUGUUCGCCGACGGUGCCGGCGCGGUCGUCGUCGGCGCCGACCCGGUGCUGCCCGUCGAGCGCCCCGUCUUCCACUUGGUGUCCUCGGCGCAGGCGACGCUGCCGGCGACUGAACGUACCGUGGGGAUCAGCCUCGGCGAGAGCGGCGUCGAGUACGGCGUGUCCGUGGAGGUGCCGGCGCUUGUCCGCGACAGCAUAGAGCGGUGCCUGGCGGACUCGAUGGCGCCGCUCGGCCUCGCGAACGCGAAAGACGGCGGCGGCGGCGGCGGCUGGAACUGGAACAGCCUUUUCUGGGCGGUGCACCCUGGUGGCCGUGCGCUCUUGGACAGCUACGAGGCCGCGCUGGGCCUAGAGACAGCGAAGCUCGCGGCUAGCCGGCGCGUGCUGGCCGAGCACGGCAACAUGUUGGGCGCGACCAUCAUCUUCGUCCUCGACGAGAUACGGCGGCGCCACCAAGAUGGUGGGGAGGAAAAGGUGGACUGUAAGUGGGGGAUCAUGACAGGACUUGGCCCGGGACUUACAAUUGAGACUAUAGUUUUGCAUACUGCCGGCAGCCGGAACGAAGACUAGCUUAUUAUGAUCACGGCUUCAUAUACUCAUACACAAGGGAUGCGCUACAUGGUUUGGGUUACUUAAACUACUAGUAUAAUGUCCGUUUAAAAUACUAGUAUAAUGUCCAUGCUAACGCUACGGCAGUACGGACAAAUCAAAUAACUAAAAGAUAUACUCCUUUCAGUCCUCUAAUAACUGACGUUUUGAUGUUGUCCUA
Molecule: messenger RNA, 1483 nt
Organism: Sorghum bicolor (sorghum)
Lineage: Eukaryota; Viridiplantae; Streptophyta; Magnoliopsida; Poales; Poaceae
Product: bisdemethoxycurcumin synthase
Exons: 2
Coding region: 55-1284 (409 amino acids)
Biological process (GO): polyketide biosynthetic process
Molecular function (GO): acyltransferase activity, transferring groups other than amino-acyl groups
Source: RefSeq, a predicted model, not a curated record